Molecule: messenger RNA, 201 nt
Organism: Aspergillus tanneri
Lineage: Eukaryota; Fungi; Ascomycota; Eurotiomycetes; Eurotiales; Aspergillaceae
Gene: ABCC4
Product: Multidrug resistance-associated protein 4
Exons: 2
Coding region: 1-201 (66 amino acids)
Biological process (GO): transmembrane transport
Cellular component (GO): membrane
Molecular function (GO): ATPase-coupled transmembrane transporter activity
Source: RefSeq, a predicted model, not a curated record
AUGCUCCUUAUGGAUGAAACAACUAGCCACGUCGACAAGUGGACUGACGAGAUUAUGCAACACGCCCUAGGCGACUUUCACAACACGACAAUUAUCAGUAUUGCGCACCAGCUCCAUCCAGUCUUGGACUCCGAUAGGAUAGCUGUUGUCGAUAACGGACGUUGUGCCUCUCAAGAGAAAUUCUGGACACCGCUACUAUGA